This is a messenger RNA of Hyalella azteca, 2117 nucleotides long. RefSeq names its product flap endonuclease 1-like (gene Fen1). NCBI's taxonomy places the organism in Eukaryota, Metazoa, Arthropoda, Malacostraca, Amphipoda, Hyalellidae. The transcript has 8 exons. The record is from RefSeq and is a predicted model, not a curated record. Bases 333 to 1478 code for a protein of 381 amino acids. Gene Ontology annotation, molecular function: 5'-3' exonuclease activity; 5'-flap endonuclease activity; manganese ion binding. Gene Ontology annotation, cellular component: nucleus.
UACUUUUUAAAUUUUUUGGCCAUUAUAUAAGCACUUUUUUACUAAUUUUGGAUGAUGAAAUAUGAAUGCACACACCUACUUCUAAGUCAAGAUUGUUUAAACUGCACAGUCACCAGGAAAUAUACCUAGCAAUUAGCAUUAUUUCAUAUAUGUAGCACAUGUUCUUUAAUAGAAUAUAUAGAUUGAACAAAGAACAAAAAAGAUCCUGCUCUGUGUUUAUAAUUGGUAGGCUGAUUAAGCUUCAUCAUCAAUUCCUUUAAUUGUUUAUUUUAUAACAUAACUUACAGAAAUUUUGUAUUCAAAUUAUUUCUUUUUGAGGUAAAUAUUCAGUCAUGGGAAUACAAGGUCUAUCUCGUCUGAUAGCUGAUGUGGCUCCAAGUGCCAUCAAAGAAAAUGAAAUAAAGAACUAUUUUGGCAGAAAAGUGGCCAUUGAUGCAUCCAUGAGCCUAUACCAAUUCCUCAUUGCUGUGAGACAAGAAGGAAAUGUUCUCACCUCAGCUGAUGGGGAAACCACAAGUCACCUCAUGGGAUUUUUUUACCGGACAAUCCGCAUGGUUGAGAAUGGUAUCAAACCUGUAUACGUUUUUGAUGGUAAACCACCUACAAUGAAAGGUGGGGAGCUGGCUAAGCGUGCAGAGCGCAGGGAUGAGGCUCAGAAAGAACUUGUAAAAGCUGAAGAAGCAGGCAAUACAGAAGAUAUUGAGAAGUACAGCAGAAGACUGGUUAAGGUGACAAAGGAGCACGGGCUGGAGGUGCAGAGGCUGCUCGCGUUGAUGGGCAUCCCUUUCCUCACGGCGCCCUGUGAAGCCGAGGCUCAGUGUGCUGAACUUGCUAAAGCUGGCAAGGUUUUUGCUGUGGCGACUGAGGAUAUGGACGCCCUGACGUUUGGCACGCCUGUAUUGUUGCGACACCUCACCUUCAGUGAGGCCAGGAAGAUGCCAAUUAAAGAAAUCACCCUAGCCAAAGUGCUUGAUGAAGCUGGACUUUCUCAGGAUGAGUUCAUAGAUCUGUGCAUCCUAUUGGGUUGUGAUUACUGCGACAGCAUUCGAGGCAUUGGUCCCAAGCGAGCUAUUGAAUUAAUCCAGAAGAAUCGCUCCAUAGACAAGCUGCUGGAGUCUCUAGACACCAAAAAAUACUCGCCGCCCGCAGACUGGCCAUACAAUGACGCUAGAAGGUUGUUCAAGGAGCCUGAAGUUACAAGCGCGGCAGAGGUUGAGCUUAAAUGGAAUGAGCCCGACGAAGAGGCACUUGUGCAGUACAUGUGCGCAGAGAAAGGCUUCAAUGAGGAUCGCAUCCGUAAUGGCUGCAAGAAACUAUACAAGGCUCGCAAUACCGCAACCCAGGGCAGACUAGAUAGCUUCUUUAAAGUCUUAUCCUCUCCCGCAACUAAUGGCAACAAGAGGAAGGCACCUGAGAAGAAUGGACCUGCCAAUAAGAAAGCGAAAACGGGCGGCGGAAAGUUCAAACGAGGAAAAUAAAACAAACUAUGUGAAGAGGAGUAGAGAUUUAGUUAUAUUUAUGUCCUACGUAACGUUCUUCACUGCGUAAAUUACUCUCAAGUGACUUGCAUUCAGCCUUCGUCCCUGCUUAUUCAAUAUAACCUUAGCUGUGCUACCUGUGUGCAGUGCUUGUUUUCUAAAACUUUUAACUCUUUAUUUUGGCCACUCACCUUGUUUACUUGACAAAUUUUUGUCUUCGAGCAGCAAACUGCUUCCUUGCUUCUUUUUAAUCAUGAAAAGUUUAAAUGUAUUGCGAUCAACUCAAAUUUGCAGAUUUUUGUGUGUUCUUGAUUGCGCGCGUUUUCUCAUUUCUCCGUUAAGAGGUCUUUAGCUUCUUGAGCUGUUCACAUGUAAUCUCAUCAUCAAUCUCAUUAUUGUAGAUUCCAUAUCGUCUUCGUGGUUUCAUUAGCUCACAAUGUUUGACUUCAUUCUGUAUGCUUCCUGAAAUAUAUCUCAAUCUAUUUCCUGCUAUGAAAUUUCAACUUUUGACUUACUUAUUACCACUGUUUCAGUAUAAGGUAUAAAAUCGCUUAUUGUACCAGGAAAAUUCUUAGUUCAUUUAUAAUGUAUACGUUGAAUGUUUCUCUCACUCGUCUAAUAGCACGAACUGUGAUUUGA